Messenger RNA from Megalops cyprinoides (Indo-Pacific tarpon), 1364 nucleotides. RefSeq names its product transmembrane protease serine 2-like. Gene Ontology annotation, cellular component: membrane. The coding region runs from base 1 to 1317 and encodes 438 amino acids. Gene Ontology annotation, biological process: proteolysis. The record is from RefSeq and is a predicted model, not a curated record. The transcript is spliced from 11 exons. Gene Ontology annotation, molecular function: serine-type endopeptidase activity; protein binding. Lineage: Eukaryota; Metazoa; Chordata; Actinopteri; Elopiformes; Megalopidae.
AUGAAAGCGCAGCUCAGCUGGGAGGCGGAUUCUGGCCCCUACUUCAUAAACUAUGGUUUCCAGGAAGGACAGGAGAGACCACCCCCCUUUAACCCUGCGGUGGGGUUGUACCCUUCCCUACCACACAAGGGCUCUCCUGACAUACCCCAGUAUGUCCCCCAAACUGUCCAUAGUCUCCAAUUCGACCCUACUCCCCAGCCCUUCACACCGGAGAAGCCAGCUGACACCACACCAGAGCCAGGUCCUGAGGUCAAAGCAACCCUCUCUCAAUACCCCUCCUCCUCAGUUUCCUCCAGGUGCAUGUUUGGGGUGCCCUGUGGUGAUGGUCGCUGCAUCAAGGCCUCCCAGUGGUGCGACGGGGUGAGCAACUGCGUGGCAGGGCAGGAUGAGUCCCAGUGUUUCCGACUCUAUGGCUCCAACUUUAUCCUGCAAGCGUACUCAAGUCAGAGCGCAUCAUGGAAGCCGGUGUGCUCCAAUGGAUGGGACGACGAUUACGGGAGGGUUACAUGCGCACAGAUCGGAUAUGACAGCGAGUUCUGUGUGUCUAACAGCAUUGUCACGCUGCGCUGCAUCGACUGUGGCACCAGGGUCACCUUUCCAGGGUCACGCAUUGUGGGUGGGAAGAUGGCUGCCCUGGGGACAUGGCCAUGGCAGGUCAGCCUGCAUGUUGGAACCCAGCACCUCUGUGGCGGGUCCAUCAUAACCCCCUACUGGAUAGUGACAGCAGCGCACUGUGUGGAAAGGUAUUCUUACCCGGACGAUUGGACAGUGUAUGGGGGAUACCUCGAUCAAUAUGAUAUGACCUGGAGUGCUGGCAAUGCUGUAUCUCUCAUCGUCUCCAAUGCCUACAACAGUGAAACGAAAAACAACGAUAUUGCACUCAUGAAACUGAAGGAGCCUCUUACAAUGUCAAAUUUUGUGAAACCGGUGUGUUUGCCAAACGUGGGUCUGAAUUUUGCCGCGCCCCGAAUGUGCUGGAUUUCAGGCUGGGGGGCCACAAGAAGUGGAGGGCCCUCCUCACGACACCUCAUGGAGGCCCAGGUGCCGCUGAUUGACAGGGCCACCUGCAAUAGCCUGUCGGUGUACAACGGAGAGAUCACGGACACUAUGAUAUGCGCCGGCAUUUUACAGGGUGGGGUGGAUUCCUGCCAGGGUGACAGUGGGGGUCCUCUGGUGACAGAGGAGGCUUCGGUAUGGUGGCUGGUAGGGGACACUAGCUGGGGUUAUGGCUGUGCCCAGAGGAACAAACCUGGUGUCUACGGCAAUGCCACAAGCUUCUUGAACUGGAUCUACAGACAAAUGCAGAAAUAUAAAUGAACAAACCAGAAGGACCGCUGUGAGUAUACAGACCAGAAGGAAACCCC